Molecule: messenger RNA, 4087 nt
Organism: Caretta caretta (loggerhead turtle)
Lineage: Eukaryota; Metazoa; Chordata; Testudines; Cheloniidae
Gene: KCNK16
Product: potassium two pore domain channel subfamily K member 16
Biological process (GO): stabilization of membrane potential; potassium ion transmembrane transport
Cellular component (GO): plasma membrane
Molecular function (GO): potassium ion leak channel activity; outward rectifier potassium channel activity
Source: RefSeq, a predicted model, not a curated record
CUGCCUUGUACUGAAGUCUAGUGGUUAGAGCAAGGUGCUGGAAGUCAAGACUGUGAGAGUCUCUUCCUGGCUCUGCCAUCAACUCACUGUGUGACUUUGGGUAAGUCACUUACCACCUCUGGCCUCAGUUCCCUGCUCUAGAAAAUGAGGAGAAUGCUGCCCACCUCACAGGGGUUUUGUGGGGCUUCAGCCAUCAAGAAUUGUAACGCCUGUUGAGAUUCUUGGAGGAAAAGAUACUUUAUAAGGGUAAAGCGUUCUGAUUAACAUUCGUGUUACCUAGCAAGGGCUCGCCAGUUAGUACACUCCUGGCUGAAGACAAGAUGAAGGGGGAUGAAUGCUGUUUGCACUCGUUUCAUUUCAUACAGGCCUGAUGCCCUUUAGCUGUUUAAACAGACCGUGUGAUUCCUCGGUGCUGGGGGCAGUGUCCCUCGCGGCACAUUAACCCAGUGAGUGCUCAGAAGGGAGAGCUGCCUGCCACCUCACAGCAGCAGCAUGUCCCACCUCGUGGUGCGCGGCCGGCGGAUCAACUGGACUCUGGUGCUGGUGCUGGGGUAUCUCUUUUACCUCCUCCUGGGGGCCAUGGUGUUCCAGCUGCUGGAGAAGCAGGCAGAGGCCCAGUGUCGGGACCAAUUCCAGCUGGAGAAACUCAAGUUCCUGCAGAACUACACGUGCUUGGACAAGCAAGCCCUGGAGCAGUUUGUGCAGGUCAUCCUGGAAGCAUGGGAGAAAGGGGUCAACCCAGAAGGAAAUUCUACCAACCCCAGCAACUGGGACUUCAGCAAUUCUUUCUUUUUUGCAGGAACCGUUGUCACAACUAUAGGUUACGGUAACUUGGCCCCCAGUACGGUGGCUGGGCAGGUGUUCUGUGUGUUUUAUGCCUUGUUUGGGGUGCCGCUUAACCUGGCCUUUCUCAAUCAGCUGGGGAAAGGACUCAAUGCACACCUGAUCACUCUGGAGAGAUGGGUGCACAAGCCAGGCCGUGCACGGGUAGUGCAGACGCUGGCAUUGGCCCUUUUUCUGACCGCUGGGACCUUGCUAUUUCUAGUAUUCCCACCUAUGAUCUUCAGUUAUGUAGAAGGCUGGAGCUAUGGAGAAGGCUUCUACUUCACCUUCAUCACCCUCAGCACCAUUGGAUUUGGGGACUAUGUAGUAGGCACAGAUCCUAACAAGCACUACAUCUCGAUGUACAGGAGCCUGGCAGCAAUUUGGAUUGUUUUUGGCUUGGCCUGGCUCGCUCUGGUCUUUAACUUGGGAGCUGACCUGAUGGAAAAAUUCCUUCAGCUAAAGUGGCACAAGCCUGGCACAGCAGAAGAAGCCAUUACCAAGAUGGAGGAUGACCCUGAUCAACCCAGAAUCCAUAUACCUAGCUGAGAGAGGCUCAUGGAAAACACUUUAGAAAAAGCAAGGCUCCCCUGCUCCUACCUCAGACACACCAAGCAAGCUUUCUGGGUAAGAGAUUGCUGGAUCUAAACCACAGGUUGCAGACUAUCUCCAAGGGAGAAGAUAUUUUCAGAAGAAAGGAAAGCCCUUCAUAGUGUACAGGCAGCAGCUGAAUAAAAACCUUUGAGGGAGUGGGACUGUAAAACAAACAUCCCAGUAUUCAUCACUCACUUUCCACUCAACGACCCCCUGGUGCAAGUUCUCCUGAAAUAAUUAAUUACCAUCCCUCUGAUUUGAUCUUUAGCUACUGGAAUUGAAUUCUGUUGAUCUCUGGCUUUCAGAAAUCCGUAGCGACUGCCUCACAGCUAGGGUGGGAAUAUCUGACAUCAAGAGAGCUGAGCUGAAUUUCACUUCCAAGGAGACACAAUGAGAAAAACAGGACCAGGCCUGGCCACCUGUUUAACCACAUUAAUCAGAUGAAGCUUUUUCUGAAACCUCUUGGCAGGCUUUGUCCUAUAUUGUUCAGUGAUUACAUUUCUAUCAUUGUCCAGCUGGGCUGAAAAGCUUCGCCUUAAAAUUGUUUAGAAACACUGUGUCCAUUCCAGAGCUGUCUGCAUUGUAAGAACUUCAUCUGGAAUAAACAGGCAUCUGAGAGCAAAUUCUGAUCUCCCAAGUCCCUUGAUAAUACCAGUCCCUUGCUCAGUGACUACUGAUGCAAGCAGACUUCCUUAUUUCCUGCCAGUUCAGAAAUCCUUUGCCAAUGUGUGGUACCUGCUUUAGGCCCAUUCAUUAAGAAACUCUCAUGGACUAUGUGAAGUCGGUACUGUCCAUUCAGUCCUAAGCAAAACUGGCCGACUCCUCCCAUUCCAAAUCCUGCUCUCUGUUACAUGCAUAGCAUUAGUUGGUGAGAACAGGGAGUCUGAUUUUCUCACAACUGCUUUCAACCAAGAGUAACAGCUCUUACAUCAGUCAAGGAGGUGGAAAAGCAAAACAAAAGCCACACAUGUCUGGAACAAUCCUGUCACUGAACCAUAGAAAUAUGGGUCCCACAUACAACAAACUUUAUAAAGAGUUAAUCAAUAACGUCUUCUACAGAUAAGCUUGUAACCAUUAUGACAUAUGCUACUUCUGUAUGUGACAUUCUAAUAACAUAUAUUAAUAACUUAUUAACCCUUUAUAAACCUGUUAUAAAUGGAACCUUCAUGUACAGUGUGCCCAAAAUACAACCUGGCUGACAGAGUUAACGAGCAGUGGCCCAUGAUUUAUUGAUUACAGUUCACCAUAUGACAGUCUCUCACCUAGCAAUUUGAUAUUUCACGGUGGGGAAGAUGUCUAUAAAAUCUGCCACAAAUUGUGCUGCCUGGAGAAGGAGUGCAUAGAGUGUGAAAGUCAUCCCACACAUCUGCUCUGCUGGAUUCUCUGUUCUCAGGAAUCACAACAAAGACUUGAUCUUGCAUCUUACCUGGUACCUGUUUUUCCCACUGAUGGUUGGAACCUGGAGACUCCAGACUGGGUGCUCAAGUCUGAAAUGCUGGGAAAUAAGAGUGGACAGCUCCCAGUUAUUGGGCUUACUCAGUAAGGCCCGAGACAUCAUCACCCCAUUCUACACCUCAUUCUGAUCUUGCUACUUGCCUACCUUACAGCUCUUGUCUAUCUCCACUCUCCUAGCACUUAUCUCCUCUCUGUCCCUUCACACAAUCUCCUAAAUGAGUGCAAGAACCAUCUGCUCUGUAGCCUCUGCGGUCUGGAACAGCUGCCUUGUAUCUCUGUGAGUUAGCUAGCUCUCCAUAUUUUUGCAACUCUCAUCUGAAAAUCUCUCUUACCUAUAUCCAGUCUUUUCCCUCCCUCAGACCAAAUGCUCACAUGUAGUCAUUAGAUGCUGUCUUUACACCACUGUCUUUGUAAUUUAUAUUAUAUUCUGUCUUAUAUUAUCUAGCUCUAUGAAACAUUGUGGGCUGCAGUUGGUAUGAAGGACAUGAUCAGGUACCAAAUAAAGUUGUACUGACUUGUGCAUAUGAUCCAGAUUCCAUCCAAUCCCUCCAGUCUUCCACACCUUCCUAGGCAACACAACCAUGUGUGCCAGACCAGCAUGUGUGCCAGACCAUGUGUGCCUUUAGCCAGGUGUACAAAAUACCUUUCACUGUGCUGCCUGCCACACAAUGCACUAAACAUGUGCAAAGAUGACUAGACCGGGGAUAUAACACGUGCAUUACAUGUUGGAGAGCUCUCUGCUACUCUAUUCCCCCUCUGCCUCCUGGCAGCUUGCAGUUGGAGUCUCCACUUCCUCAGCCCAGUCCUCCUAUAAGUGUACAGCUCCACUGUCGGCCCUUGGCUUUGCCAAACAGUAACAGAGCAACACUGACAUGAUUUUUGUCAGUUUCCAGUGCCACCCACAGGAUUUUGAAUAGAGCUGGGCAGCAAAUGCUUUUCCCAUCCCACAAGUAUUUUGAAGAAUUUGAAAAUCUGUAUUGUCCCCAAUUGGGACAAAAUCUCAAAAACGUUGAUGAAAUGGGGAAAAAAUUGGUUUGGACCAAUUGAAACAUUUUGCUGCAAUGAUUUUUUAAACGUUUUGUUUCCUUUUUUCCCCUUUGAUUAACUCUUUUUAGUCUUAACAGCUUAAAAUUUGAAUCAAAAAGUCAUUCCGGACCAGUACAUUGGAAUUCUUUGUUUUGAAAACGUCAAAGAAACGUUUAAACAAUUUCAAAAC